AUGCUGUUCCCACUAAAAGCAUCAACCCUCCUCACCCUCCUCCUCUCCCACCCACCACCCACUCAUGCCUCUACCCCCCUACCCCAAACCCAACCCCGUCUCCUCUCAAACGGCACCUUCAACCUCGCCCAGUCAGCCCUGAGCACCACCCCCAACACCAACACCAACCUGCUAAGCCGCGACUACUACACCUGCCCAAACGAGUACUCAGCAUGCAGCACCGACUCCUCCACCUGCUGCCCCGCCGGCAACGGCUGCUGCAGUAACGGCUACUGCGCCGACCCCGGCGCCACAUGCUGCACCGUCGGAACGUGUCCUAGCGGCUGGAACUGCUGCGGCAAUGCCGGGUACUGCUCGCCCGUCGGGGGCCAGUGCUGCGAGGGCGGCUACUACUGCGAUGCCGGGUACCAGUGCAAGAUCUUCGAGGGCGAGAAAGUGUGUUGUCCGGCGUCUGGGUGCGCGGGCUCGGACGGGUCGGGCAGCUUGGGUAAUACGGUGGGUGUUGGGGCGGGUGGGGGAGCUGCGGCGCCUACAACAACGACGACGACAAGUGUGGCUGAGGCGACGGCGACGGAGCCGGUGGUUGUGCCUGGGAGCACUACUAGUUCUAGUUCUAGUUCUGCUGGGUAUACGGCGACGGCUGUGGGCGUCGAGUAUGAGUACUAUUAUACGACGUAUUACUGGUCCUACUGGGUCUACUUCUGGACUUCGUAUUCGCCUUAUACGGUGCAGACGGUUACUUCGACGGAAACCACCACCACGACGGUCUGGUCGGUUUAUGCGGCUGAUAAUGCUGAAGCGAGUGAGUCGUUCUCGAACAGCGUUCUUCUCAACUCCCCGACUGCGCCGUAUACGGCUACGUACUUGGAGAGCUCGACUAGCCCGGUCCCUGUUGCGACGGGGGCUGCGGGUGUCCCGACUGCGACGUAUGGGGGUGGUCUUACUGUGGGUACGGGUGCUGCGAGUGGGAAUUCUGUUCGAGUUUGGGUUCCUUGGGUAUUUGCGAUGUUUGGUGUCUUGAUGGGCGCGUUGGCUUUUGGGCUGUGA
Penicillium verhagenii is the source of this 1047-nucleotide messenger RNA. RefSeq lists its product as uncharacterized. The transcript is spliced from 2 exons. The record is from RefSeq and is a predicted model, not a curated record. NCBI's taxonomy places the organism in Eukaryota, Fungi, Ascomycota, Eurotiomycetes, Eurotiales, Aspergillaceae. Bases 1 to 1047 code for a protein of 348 amino acids.